AUAGGAUAGCAGAGCAAGUGGCCACCGUUGGUGCAGACACUGCAGGAGUUCACAAUGGGGUCGGUAACAGCGUCCGGGCGUUUGGAUGUUUUUGUCGUUUGCUUUCUUCUGCCCCCGUUUAACUCAGCAAACCGGAUCAUGGCAGAGACACCGGAGCUCCGGAUUUUCCCCACCACCGGGCUCGGGGUGAAGGAGCACUCACAGAUUGUUGCUCACCACAAUAGACUGCGCAGCCGGGUCAAACCCAUGGCAGCUAACAUGCAAAAAAUGGACUGGAAUGAGAAGUUGGCUACACUUGCAAAGGAGAGAGCCACAUUGUGUCACAAAGAGCCUUUCCUUCAACACUCCUCGUCUUUCAGCCAUAUUGGCUGGAACACACAUCUUUCUGUUGUUGGUGCUGCUUCAUUUUCUGACAUCAUUGACUUCUGGUUCGACGAAGGAAAAGAUUUUCUCUACUCAAGUGGCCAAUGUAAGGAAAAUGCCACCUGUCAACACUACACCCAGCUGGUCUGGGCUACUUCAAGCCAGGUGGGCUGUGCCAACCAACAGUGCUGGAGAAACGGAGAACUCUGGGAGAUAUUUGUCUGUGCAUACUAUCCUGGGGGUAACUGGGAGGUAAAUGGUCAACUGGUGAUGCCGUAUAAAUCAGGGCUGUACUGCUCUCUCUGCACCUCCUUAAUGUCUGGCUGUUUGAGACUGUGGGACCAUGUAGGCGGACUAUGUGAGAUUCCAAAGAAUCCGUGCCGUAUGAACUGUGGCGAACACGGUCAUCUUAAUAUCUCAUCUUGCAAAUGCAAGUGUGACCUCGGGUUCACUGGACGCUUCUGCCAGGUUCGGUGCAAUGUGCAAUGUGUGCACGGUCAUUUCAAAGAAGAGGAAUGCUCUUGCUUGUGUGCUGUUGGCUAUGGUGGUGCUGAGUGUGCAGAGAAAGUGGAAUUCCCAUUUCAAAGCUGUGAUCUCAUCAUAGAUGGAAAUUGCUUCAUGGUGUCUUCUGAUGUUGAGACCUACUAUGGGGCUAAAAGUCACUGUCAGGAACAAGGAGGCGUUUUGGCUCAAAUCCACAAUCAGAAGGUUCAGGACAUUCUGGCUUUUUAUCUUAGUCAGCUGGAGACGAGCAACGAGCUCACCAAGAAUGACUUUGAAACGGACAACUUCUGGAUAGGCCUGACAUAUAAACCUCCAAAAGACUCAUUUCGCUGGGACACAGGAGAGAUUCCCAAAUACUUCAGCUUUGCCUUUGGGCAGCCUGACAACCAAGGUUUUGGAAACUGUGUCGAGCUGCAGGCAUCGAGUGGGUUCAACUGGAAUGACCAGCGCUGUAAAACACUGAACAGAUACAUUUGCCAGCACGAUGCAGAGCAUAUUGCUCAGUGGGAGGACAGCAGGUGACCUGGAUUUUUCAAAGGGGUGAAAUACUGCAGGAAUCAGGCAUAUUCAUUUAGGUCACUUUGAUCUAAGCUACAGCAUCUCAAACAUCAGUGAUUCAUCAUCUCCAGAGGAAGACCUUCACAGCUUUUGGUCAUCGCCUAAAUUCUAAACACAACCAUGAGGUUGACGUUUUUCGCCAUAGUUUGAUUUAAUUUAGAGUUUAAUUCUUGGUUAUUCUUUGUUUCUUUGUUACCUGUUUUAUUUUGAAAGGAUUUUUUUAAUUGUUUGUUUUUGUUGCUCUUACCUCUGUUUGCUGUGUCUUAAGUCUUCCCACCUGAGAUUAAUCGGUCCUGUGUGUGUGUGUGUGUGUGUGUGUGUGUGUGUGUGUGUGUGUGUGUGCGUGUGUAGUCUUUUCCCCUGCCUGCUUCAUUGUAUCUCUUCUAAUUAUUUCUCUGGGUUUGUUUUUAAAAUUAUUUUGAUUCUUCAUGUUUUUUUUCUUCUUUCUGUUGGAUUUUAAUGUGACUUCACGCUGUCUGUAUCUUGGGCCACUUUGGUGCUAAAUGUUAAAAGAAAAUUUUUUUUUAAAAAUGUUGUCACUUUUAGAAAAAAAUAUAUAGAUAGACCAGUUAUAGACCCAGUUAUAACGGUUUCAGAUAGUGAAUUCAAAUGAUCUCUUCUAGAGCACCAACAUGGGGUUCUUAUUUGAUCUUAACAGCAUAACAACAUUACUUAUAUCCUCAUACACGUGGCCAGCUGUGUAUGUAAGCACCUGUCAAACUCAUCACCAUCAGAAUAAAGAUGUUUAGGAAAUAUGAGGACCUUUUGGUCAUUCAAAGGCUUGUUUGAAGUUGAGACUUGCUUUUUACAGUUCAGGUUAAACGUGCCCUACCUCAAUUUUAGCUUAAAGUACGAUGGAAGUUUAGACAUUUGAAGGGAAGACAAAGGUUUGGGAGAAGGAUUGCAUUUGGGAAAUGAACUGCCUCACAGACAUAACCAUCUAAAUGAGUGUGCGCGAUUUAAAUGUGGAUCAGGUCAGUGAGCUUUUAAUGGUAACUCUAAGGUCUGACAUCACGAUGGCCUUUGAAUUAGCAGAGGAAGAUACUGCUGGAUGGUAAAUAAUACACUCAGAAGGAAGAAUGGGAUAAGUGCUGCAAUGUAACAGGGUCAAAUCAACCUGCAGUGAAUUAAUGCGAAUAAGCAUAUAGGGUUAAAUAGUUACAAAUGUCAUUAAGCUUUCAAUUUCUACUUUAUAUAUUUUAUAUAUUCUCUCUGCAAGUAUGCAGCACAUCCAGUUUUACAUACACAUACAGACAAUCACAGCCCUAAUCCUGCUAGUAUACCUGUACCUAUAGCUAAUGCUCCAACAAAGACAUUUAAGGGUUAAAAAUGUGUAUUGCUGUAGUGGUUAAAUUUGGUAUUUAAAGUGUCAUUGUUUCAGUGCUGACACAAAUAAAGUCCUUGCCUCUGAAAAGAUAACAUGAAUGCAGAGAAAUAUUUGGCCACACCGUCUGCCAUAAGUGAGACGUG
Messenger RNA from Oreochromis niloticus (Nile tilapia), 2895 nucleotides. RefSeq names its product C-type lectin domain family 18 member A. The transcript has 13 exons. The record is from RefSeq and is a predicted model, not a curated record. NCBI's taxonomy places the organism in Eukaryota, Metazoa, Chordata, Actinopteri, Cichliformes, Cichlidae. Bases 55 to 1389 code for a protein of 444 amino acids.